Molecule: messenger RNA, 1359 nt
Organism: Echinostoma caproni
Lineage: Eukaryota; Metazoa; Platyhelminthes; Trematoda; Plagiorchiida; Echinostomatidae
Source: the annotation of a GenBank genome assembly
ACUCUAACUGGAAUCACUCAGAUUGCCCCCUCACAGGAACAGUUGGAGAAACUGGUGAACAGUCUGCGAGAUGAUCUAGACUAUGGUGUUUGGGAAGAUUUGAAUCAGUUAUUAUCGCAUUAUUUUGCCCGGGAUCUUGAUCCUGGUGAGUUUGAACGUUCCAGUCGAUAUGUUUUGGAAUACACCUGGGAGCAGUUGCACACAGGUCAUUGGAAGAAUGUUCCCGACCAUUGGCGAGUAGCUUAUGCUUGUAUUCGAAUCCUGCGUGGUUUAUACAUUUUGCCCGGUGGAUCCGAGGCCUUGAACAAGUUGGCACAACGUGAACUACUCAAAUCGGCGCUACCAGAAUUCGAUUACAGCUUGCUCCUUGGUUACCCAGUUUUCGAUGCUGUUGCAACCCGAUUAGCUUCGGCUAUCCAUGAGCUUAUUGAAGACGAGAUUGAUUUUCAACCACCGAUCGAAAAGCGACAAAAACAAGAUGAUCAUGAUUUGGAUGCGGCCGGUAGCUCUCCACCUAGUUUGGACGCAUUUGAUGUGGGUAAUCGACCCGUUCGUGCGUUGGAACGUAUCAGUCGACCUAGUUUGGAAAAGUUUUUGCAUUUACUCGCCCAAGGGCAACCUUUUAUUUUGACUGGAGCAAUGGACUUUUGGCCCGCUUGUCAAACGAGGAACAAUAAUAGAGGCUGGUCCGUUCAGUCUUGGCGUCGCCGAGUCGGUCAUCGGCUUGUUCCCAUUGAAAUCGGGUCACGUUAUACUGACGAGGCAUGGGGGCAAGAGCUUAUGACUGUCAGUGCAUUCAUUGAUCGGUACGUGAACAACGGAACCGGAUCGAAUGAGUCGAAACAACCAAUCGGCUACCUGGCCCAGCAUCAGUUGUUCUUGCAAAUCCCCGAGCUCGGCGAGGAUGUGUUCACACCGGACUAUUGUAUGGUGAGCGGAAUGACCAACACAGAUGAGGCCACGGUGGACUCUAAUGUGUGGUUCGGUCCGGCUGGUACAGUCUCACCGCUGCAUCAUGACAGUGAUCGGGCCAAUUUAUUGACUCAGAUUCAAGGCUGGAAGUAUGUGAUUUUAUAUACAGCCGAUCAAACACUUCUCCUGUAUCCUCACAAGGAUCAAAUGUUGUGUAACACUUCGCAAGUGGAUGCAGAACAUCCAGACCUUGUUGAAUUUCCUAAGUUCCGCCAAGCCGAAGGUUUUCACGGUGUGCUUGGUCCCGGUGAGAUGCUUUUCAUCCCACCCCGUUGUUGGCACUAUAUUCGUGCUUUGACGGUCAGUUUUUCUGUCAAUUUUUGGUGGAAUGUUCUUUCCGAUUUCAUUCCCCCGUGGCCGACAUCCGAUUGCUCAUCACAGGAUUGA